GCCUCAUUUUACGGCAGGUCCACUCUGGUCGCAGCGCGGCGGCAACACCGAUCAGAUCCGCCGUGUGACCACCGGGAUGCCGCUUGGUCCGUGAACGCCUCUCCCUCCCGGACACCGCGACACCGAGGCUUACCCUUCCGCCCGCCUUCCCACGCCCACAUUAGCAACAAACAAACUGCGUGGAAGGAUUUUCAGGCCCAGCUGCUUCUUUUUUUUUCUUCUCUUUUUUUUUUUUAUAAUUCAAGCUGCGGUGAGAAGAAGCGGCUCGACUCAGUAGCCGCGGCCGCUUGACAGGUGCCGUCGCCCGGCGAAAAGCGCGUGGAGAUGCCGCCCGUACAGAGAACCAUGUCGGAUCUUCGAACUCGCGCAGACGGAUACGAAAAGACGGAAGACGUGUCGGAAAAGACUUCUUUAGCAGACCAGGAAGAUGCCCGACUGAUACACCUUAACCAGCCGCAGUUCACAAAGUUCUGCAACAAUCGCGUCAGCACGGCCAAGUACAACGUCAUCACCUUCCUCCCGAGGUUCCUCUACUCGCAGUUCAGGAGGGCGGCCAACGCCUUUUUCCUCUUCAUUGCACUCUUGCAGCAAAUCCCAGAUGUGUCUCCCACCGGUCGCUGGACAACGCUGGUGCCGCUGCUUUUUAUUCUUGUGGUAGCUGCUGUCAAGGAGAUCAUUGAGGAUCUGAAACGCCACAAUGCCGACAGCAUUGUCAACAAAAAGGAAUGUCAAGUAUUGAGAAACGGCGCCUGGGAGAUCGUGCAUUGGGAGAAGGUGGCUGUCGGGGAAGUCGUCCGAGCUGCCAACGGGGAUCACCUCCCGGCUGACCUCGUCAUACUGUCGUCCAGUGAACCGCAGGGGAUGUGCUACAUCGAAACGUCCAACCUGGACGGCGAAACAAACCUCAAAAUCCGACAGGGUCUCCAAGUGACCACCGACUUCAAGGACAUCGAGAGCCUGGCGCGCCUCUCGGGGCGGAUGGAGUGCGAGUGCCCGAACCGCCACCUCUACGAGUUUGUGGGCAACAUCCGACUCGACGGACACAGCACAGCGCCACUGGGCCCGGACCAGAUCUUACUGAGAGGAGCCCAGCUGAGGAACACACAGUGGGUGCACGGCGUUGUGGUCUACACAGGACACGACACAAAGCUCAUGCAGAACUCCACUCGGCCGCCGCUCAAGUUGUCCAACGUGGAGCGCAUCACCAACUUCCAGAUCCUGGUCCUGUUCGGCUGCCUGCUGGCCAUCUCUCUGGUCUGCUCCGUGGGCCAGAGCGUCUGGAAGUACCGGUGCGGCAACGACGCCUGGUACAUGGACCUCAACUAUGGCGGGGCGGCAAACUUUGGCCUCAACUUCCUCACCUUCAUCAUCCUCUUCAACAACCUGAUUCCCAUCAGUCUGCUGGUCACGCUGGAGGUCAUCAAGUUCAUCCAAGCCUUCUUCAUCAACUGGGACACUGACAUGAUCUAUGAGCCGACAAACACCCCCGCCAUGGCUCGUACUUCCAAUCUAAACGAAGAGUUAGGCCAGGUGAAGUACAUUUUCUCCGACAAGACGGGCACGCUGACCUGCAACGUCAUGCAGUUUAAGAAAUGCACGGUCGCCGGCGUGGCGUACGGUCACGUGCCCGAGGCCGAGGAUGGUAGUUUUGCGGAGGACGACGGGCACAGCACGCACUCGUCGGAGGAGUCCGGUUUUGUUGACCCGAGCUUGCUGGAAAACCUCCAAAGUAAUCAUCCGACAGCUGCUGUCAUCCUGGAGUUCAUGACCAUGAUGGCCAUCUGUCACACCGCAGUCCCCGAGCGCAAUGAGGGAAAUAUCACCUACCAAGCAGCAUCCCCAGAUGAAAGCGCUCUGGUGAGAGCUGCACGGAACCUGGGUUUUGUGUUUUCCGGUAGAACUCCAGACAGCGUCAUUGUGGAGAUGCUGGGGAACGAGGAGAAGUAUGAGCUGCUUCAUGUGCUGGAGUUUACAAGCGUCAGGAAGAGGAUGUCAGUCAUCAUGCGCACGCCAUCCGGAAAGAUCCGCCUCUACUGCAAAGGAGCGGACACGGUCAUCUAUGACAGACUGGCAGACAGUUCUCGCUACAAAGAGAUCACGUUGAAGCAUCUGGAGCAGUUUGCCACCGAGGGUCUGCGCACGCUUUGCUUCGCUGUGACGGACAUCAGCGAGUCGUCCUACCAGCACUGGCUGGAGCUGCACCACCGAGCCUGCACCUCCCUGCAGAACCGAGCCCUCAAGCUGGAGGAGAGCUACGAGCUCAUCGAGAAGAACCUGCAGUUGUUGGGGGCCACCGCCAUCGAGGACAAGCUCCAAGAUAAGGUGCCCGAAACCAUAGAGACUCUGAUGAAGGCUGACAUCAAGAUCUGGAUCCUGACCGGGGACAAGCAAGAGACUGCUAUCAACAUUGGACAUUCCUGCAAGCUGCUGACUAAAAAUAUGGGAAUGCUGGUGAUAAAUGAGGACACGCUCGACAGAACGAGGGAGACCCUCAGCCACCACUGCGGAAUGCUGGGAGACGCUCUCUACAAGGAGAACGACUUUGCGCUCAUCAUCGACGGCAAGACGCUGAAAUACGCCCUCACCUUCGGCGUGCGGCAGUACUUCUUGGAUCUCGCCCUGUCCUGCAAGGCCGUCAUAUGCUGCAGAGUGUCUCCUCUCCAGAAGUCGGAGGUGGUGGAAAUGGUGAAGAAGCAAGUGAAGGUGAUCACGCUGGCCAUCGGCGAUGGCGCCAACGACGUGGGGAUGAUCCAGACGGCUCACGUGGGCGUGGGCAUAUCUGGCAACGAGGGCCUGCAGGCCGCCAACUCUUCGGACUACUCCAUUGCUCAGUUCAAAUACUUGAAGAACCUGCUGCUCGUCCAUGGAGCUUGGAAUUACAACCGCGUGGCCAAAUGUAUCCUCUACUGCUUCUACAAAAACAUUGUCCUUUACAUCAUCGAGAUCUGGUUCGCCUUUGUCAACGGCUUCUCGGGUCAGAUUCUGUUCGAGCGCUGGUGCAUCGGCCUGUACAACGUGAUCUUCACGGCUCUGCCUCCGCUCACCCUGGGAAUAUUCGAGCGCUCCUGUCGGAAAGAAAACAUGCUGAAGUACCCCGAGCUGUACAAAACCUCCCAGAAUGCAAUGGGCUUCAACACCAAGGUUUUCUGGGCUCAUUGUCUGAAUGGCCUCUUCCACUCCGUCAUCCUCUUCUGGUUCCCUCUUCAGGCCUUCCAACACGAUACAGUGUUUGGCAAUGGAAGAACCCCCGACUAUCUGCUUUUAGGAAACAUGGUUUACACCUUUGUGGUCAUCACAGUCUGCCUUAAAGCCGGCCUGGAAACAUCCUCCUGGACUAUGUUCAGUCACGUGGCCAUCUGGGGCAGCAUUGGACUGUGGGUGGUGUUCUUCAUCAUCUACUCCUCCUUGUGGCCCCUCAUCCCUCUCGCGCCCGACAUGUCCGGCGAGGCGGAGAUGAUGUUCUCUUCGGCGGUCUUCUGGACGGGCCUGGUCUUCAUCCCUAUCACCUCGCUGGUCUUUGACGUGGCCUACAAAGUGGUGAAGAGAGUGUUCUUUAAGACGCUGGUGGAUGAGGUGCAGGAGCUGGAAGCGUUAUCCCAAGAUCCUGGUGCGGUGGUACAAGGGAAAAGUUUGACGGAGAGGGCCCAGCUCCUGAAGAACGUCUUCAAGAAGAGCACUGUGAGUCUGUACCGCUCCGAGUCCAUGCAGCAGAACCUACUACCACGCUCCUUUGAGCUGACCAACCGGGCCCCACAGGUAGCCUACUGAUCCGCUCGUUUGACCCCAAGGUGAGACACAAAAGGGAAACAUUCGGAACUUAGCGAGUAACCUUUAGACCAGGGGUGUCCAAACUUCCUUCACUGAAGCAUGCAGGGGCCAUUUUGAUGGUUUUUUAUUUCCAAAAUAAUACAAUAUAUAGAUUUUGUUAUUUUAUUUAUUUAUUUAUUUUUUUACCUAUAAGGCUCUGUUCAAGUUUUGUUAAAAAAAAUAAAAAAUGUUAAAAUUUAGUCUUUUUUAUUUGUUAUUAUUCAACGGUCAAAUCUCUAGAACAGAGGUGUCAAAGUCAUUUUAACUCAGGGGCCACAUGGAGGAAAAUCUGUGCCGGCCUAUAAAAAUCCUGGCAUUAAAACUAAAAAAAUAAAGACAACUUCAGAUUGUUUUCUUUGUCUUAUUUUGGCCAAAAUUAGAACAAACUCAUUCUGAAGGCGCCCUUAAAAUAUAUAUUUUUUCUCAAAACUUGACAGUGCACCUUAUUACCCGGUGCGCCUAAUGUCCGGUAUAAUUCUGGUUGUGCUUACCCACCUCGAAGCAGUUUUAUUUGGUACAUGGUGAAAUGAUAAGUGUGACCAGUAGAUGGCAGUCAAACACAUGAGAUAUGUGUAGACUGCACUAUGAUGGCAAUAUAACUCAAGUAAACACCAACAAAAUAAUACAAUAUAUAGAUGUUUUUUGGGGGUUUUUUACCUUCAAGGCUCUGCUCAAGUUUUGUUCUGGCAACCCGGUCAAAUCCCUAGAUCAGGGGUGUCAAACUAAUUUUAGCUCAGGGGCCGCAUGGAGGAAAAUCUGUGCCAGACUAUUAAGAUCCUGGCAUUUAAACUAAAAAAUAAAGACAACUUCAGAUUGUUUUCUUUGUCUUACUUUGGCCAAAAAUAGAACAAACACAUUCUGAAAAUUUUACAAUAAAAAUAUAGAAACAAAAUACCAGCAUAUAACUGAAUACAUUUACAUAUGCAUAAAAAUGUGUUUUCUUUUGUAUUAUUUUUUUAAUGAAUUACGUAACGUUUAUGACAACCUUUUUCCAAAAUACAAUAUAGAAUGUGAGAUAUAACAGGAAAAUGCAUACAUUUAUCAUUUGUUUUCAAAACGCUUACAAAAAAGUGGGACCCCAAAAAUUUACUGUGGGACCCCAUUUUUAUGACUUGAUGGGGUCCCUGGGACCCCAUUUUGAAAAUUCCUAGCACCAAUACUGAUGUGCUGUGAUCUGCGGGCCGGUUCUAAUACUUAUCAAAUAUCAUCCCGGGGGCCAUAGAUAAUUCAUUUGCGGGCCGGAUUUGGACCGCGGGCCUUGACUUUGACACAUAUGGAUAAAUUAAUGUAUAAUUAAUAUAAUUUAAUAUGGAAGUUCAACUUCUAUCUUGUUUACUUUUGUGACGACCUCUUCAAAGCUUUGUAAUCGAUAAGAAAUAUCAAGCAGCUAAAAAAGUCAAGCAUGUGAUACGUGUGGGGAGAGUCCUUUGCCUUUUUCCCAUCAUGCCUUGCAAUGGAUUUCAAUGUCAAAUUUAAAAAAAUUAAAAUUUAAAUAUCCACAAAGUUUAUUGAGCAGGUUGUGUUAUGUGGGACCAUGUGUGUUGACUGUUAGUGCUGGUUGUUUUUUUUCCCCUGCGUCAUGACUAGGAAAGGUUGUUUGGAUUGGGUCAUAUAAGUGAAUGCCCUGCUCGAGGUGUCAAGAUGUAUGGUCACUGAUGUAUGUUUCUCACAUUGUCCACAACGUGCCAGAUUCGGCCCGCGAGCCUUGACUUUCACACCCCUGUUCUAGAUCAACUUCAGAUCACUUUGUCGAAAAAAUAUAUAUGUUUUUCAUAUUUUUCCUUGUUUUAAUGGCAAACACACAAAACGUGCAAUAUUUCCCCCCCAAAGAAAUUCAAAGUGCAUUAUUAGCUUUAAAGACAAAAACAACCUGCAUGCCAGCUUUGUGUUAUUAGUCGACAUUACAUUUAAAAUCUUUAAAAAAAAUUAUAGUAUUUUUUGGAAUCUGCCGCGGGCCGUUGAAUAGUACGCACUUUGGACACCCCUGCUUUAGUAUUGUUGUUAUGCCUUUUAGAAAAAUGUGUGCCUUUUUAAAUGCAAACUUUUUUUAAGGAGGAUAUUAAUUUGUAUCUCUUAGUUUCAUGUCAAGCGCUAACCACUUGUCUUUGCUUAGCAUUAGCCUAGCUCGGUCCAAAAUACUAAAAAGAACCGCCCCCAAAUUACAAUUAAAACAUAAUGUCAUGUUUUAACUGAGAUUUAACAAGUAUAAUAACUAAUUUUUGCUGUACUACUUUAAUUUGGAUUUUAAUAUGUCUCCAAGAGCUAACCGCUCACCGAUUCUUGCAAGCUAGUUAGCUCUUGAUUUAGCUGUAAAAUAAAUUGUGGCGUUCGUCUCCUGAAAUGUAUCAUUUUAAAAGAGAUUUGAUAUUGGAUAAAAUGUGACAUUUAGUAAAGGAGGCUUUUUCAUUUAUGUAAAGAAGAUAAAUGAUUAAAAAGAAAAAAAAAGAAAAUAAAUGUGGUUAAAGUAUUUAAACCGUAUAAUAGCAAUAAAAUAAAUACUAGAGCUAAUAAAAAUGUGUGCCUUUUUAAUUGCAAACUUUUUUAAGGAGUAUAUUAAUUUUUAUCUCUUAGUUUCAUGUCAAGCGCUAACCACUUGUCUUUGCUUAGCAUUAGCCUAGCUCGGUCCAAAAUACUAAAAAGAACCGCUCCAAAAUUACAAUUAAAACAUAAUGUCAUGUUUUAACUGAGCUUUAAGAUUGUAUUUAACAAGUAUAAUAUUUUUUUUUUUUUGCUGUACUACUUUAAUUUGGAUUUUAAUAUGUCUCUAAAAGCUAGCCGCUCACCGAUUCUUGCUAGCUUAUUAGCGCUUGAUUUAGCUGUAAAAUAAAUUGUGGCGUUCGUCUUUUGAAAUAUAUCAUUAUAAAAUAAAUAAAAAAUGUGACAUUUAGUAAAGGAGGCUUUUUCAUUUAUGUAAAGACGAUAAAUGAUUUAAAAAAAAAAAAAAUCAAUUUAAUAAAUGCGGUGAAAGUAUUUCAAUCCAAUCCACUUUAUUUAUAUAGCACAUUUAAACAACAAAAAUGUUUCCAAAGUGCUGUAUAACAAUAUUAAAAACAAUGUUCAAAUAUUAUCCUUAGCUCCACCAAUGACUGAAUAAAAACAACAAAUAAAUAAAAAUAAAAACAAUAUAAAAAUAAAUAUGAUUAAAAACGAUUUUAAAGGGUAAAACCAAUUUAAACAGAAUGAUAGCAAUAAAAUAACUACUGCAGCUAAAUUUUGUUUUACUUCUGCAUGCAUUUUAUAUUUUUUAUUUGUUUAUUAAUAUUAUAAGUAUUAAGGCUCUGCUUGCAAGGCAAGUCAGGACUUUACAUACAGUAGCCAUUUUGUUAGCUGUUAGCAUGUUAGCAUUGCCAUUUUAGUGAGAUUCUCCCUAAAAAAAAAAUAGGUUAGGACUUGACGCUACCUCCCUUGCAAGGUGCUACCUUUUACCGCAUUUGAGAGCCGUUUAUCAACCUGAAAGUACGUUGUAAGUAAGUUGUAUCCACGCUAACUGUUAGCAUUUUUGCCAAAACAAGGCGAAGCUUUAAAAAGCCACCGAAUCAAUGUGGAACAGAUGGCAGGCCACCUUCCAAAGGGAAUUUUACUUGUUUUUUUCAUUACAUAUUUUAUCAGUAAUGUAAUCAAAGAAGAAAAAUAAUGCUAUGCUAGCUGUUAUUAUUGUGAAGUCUAAAAUUAUUAAUGGACAGUUUUUAGGUAUGAAUAGGUUGUACAUGAAAUAUUAUUCCCCAAUUGUAGUUCCUGUUGUUUUAUUGAUAUUCAUUUUGAUUAUUUAUUUCAUUCAUUUUAUUUAUUCUAGCACACAAUCCCUUGUACUGUUUUUGUUGUUCUUUGUCUAAUCAAUCGUUUUUUUACCUUCUCAAUUUUAAUGCCUUCUGUCUUCUUCGGCAGACGGCUACGCCUUUUCCCAAGACGAGAACGGCGUGGUGUCGCAGUCGGAGGUGAUCCGGGCGUACGACACCACCAAGGAGAGGAGCCGGGAGUGGUGAGCGCC
Messenger RNA from Nerophis lumbriciformis (worm pipefish), 7795 nucleotides. RefSeq names its product ATPase phospholipid transporting 8A1 (gene atp8a1). NCBI's taxonomy places the organism in Eukaryota, Metazoa, Chordata, Actinopteri, Syngnathiformes, Syngnathidae. Gene Ontology annotation, cellular component: plasma membrane; trans-Golgi network. The record is from RefSeq and is a predicted model, not a curated record. Gene Ontology annotation, biological process: phospholipid translocation. Gene Ontology annotation, molecular function: magnesium ion binding; ATPase-coupled intramembrane lipid carrier activity; ATP binding.